CAAAUGAAGCAAAAAGCACAAAGCAAACGAAGCAAAAAGAGCAAAGCAAGCAAACGAAGCAAGAAGUAAAUAAAGCAAAAAGCAAAAAGCAACAAAAGCAAAAAGCAAACAAAGCAAAGAGCAAAAAGCAAAUAAAGCAAAAAACAAACAAACGAAAAAUAACAAUUAUCACAGUUGAUCUUAUAUUAGGGGUGUAUGACCAUACGG
Racocetra persica is the source of this 207-nucleotide messenger RNA. The record is from the annotation of a GenBank genome assembly. Lineage: Eukaryota; Fungi; Glomeromycota; Glomeromycetes; Diversisporales; Gigasporaceae.